Bursaphelenchus okinawaensis is the source of this 366-nucleotide messenger RNA. NCBI's taxonomy places the organism in Eukaryota, Metazoa, Nematoda, Chromadorea, Rhabditida, Aphelenchoididae. The record is from the annotation of a GenBank genome assembly.
AUGUCUGAAACCACAAAAACCGCUCGUGCUCCAAAUGGUCGUCGCCUCUACGUCCGCGCCGUCUUCAGUGGCUACAAGCGAGGACAAAGAAACCAACAAGUCAACACUGCCCUGCUGAAGUUGGAGAAUGUUCACGACACCAGGGAAGCUCAAUUCUACGUUGGAAAGCGCGCCGUCUACGUGUACAAAGCCCAGAAGAAGGUCGCCAAGGGAGGUCACGAGAAGACUCGCGUGAGAGCCAUCUGGGGCCGCGUCACCCGAGCUCACGGUAACACAGGAUCAGUCCGCGCCAAGUUCCGCCACAACCUCCCCCCAUCGGCCAUGGGCAAGAGAGUGCGAGUGAUGCUUUACCCAAGCAACAUCUAA